Molecule: messenger RNA, 971 nt
Organism: Panicum virgatum (switchgrass)
Lineage: Eukaryota; Viridiplantae; Streptophyta; Magnoliopsida; Poales; Poaceae
Product: ubiquitin carboxyl-terminal hydrolase 3-like
Exons: 9
Coding region: 118-789 (223 amino acids)
Biological process (GO): protein deubiquitination; ubiquitin-dependent protein catabolic process
Cellular component (GO): cytoplasm
Molecular function (GO): cysteine-type deubiquitinase activity
Source: RefSeq, a predicted model, not a curated record
AAUAUGUAAAUUCCCCCAACAAAAGCGCAGAUUCGCCGCGCAGCAGAAACAGAGAAUUUAAGUGCGCAGCCUGAACAAACCGCCGCCGCCGCCCCUUCCUCCGGCGCGCCAGCAGCCAUGGUGAAACGGUGGCUCCCCCUCGAGGCCAACCCGGACGUCAUGAACCAGUUCAUGUGGGGACUGGGGGUCCCCGAGGACGUGGGGUUCUGCGACGUGUACGGCCUCGAUGACGAGAUGCUCGCCAUGGUCCCCCAGCCCGUGCUCGCCGUCAUCUUGCUCUACCCCCAGGACCGGAUCAAGGAAUCCCAGUCAUCGACUGCCACACCAGUGGAGACCAAGGAGCCCAGCAAAAAUGUAUAUUUCACAAGGCAGAUGAUUGGAAACGCCUGUGGAACAGUUGGUAUUAUUCAUGCACUGGGAAAUGCUGCUUCCAAAAUCAAGCUAGGUGAGGGGUCGUAUUUUGAUAGAUUUUAUAAACAAACCGCUGAUAUGGAUCCAGUCCAGCGUGCUGCAUUUCUUGAGGAGGACCAAGAAAUGGAGAAUGCUCAUUCUGUUGCCGUUUCUGCUGGUGACACAGAGGCCAAGGAUGGAGUAAUUGAACAUUAUAUUUGUUUCUCUUGUGUCGAUGGAGAACUUUAUGAGCUUGAUGGAGGUACCUCGCGGCCAAUAUCCCAUGGCCAUUCGUCCCCUGAUACCUUGUUGCAGGAUGCUGCAAAAGUUAUAAAAGAAAGACUUGCACUGUAUCCCGAGUCAAACAACUUCAAUGUCAUGGCUCUUUCAGGCAGGUGAUAAAUAUAUACAGCCCGAGAUAUCAACCCGUGAACGUUCUCGUUUGCUGCAGCCUCAGUUUCAGUCCAACAGAGAAGCAGUAUUUAGUAAUGUUCUCUGGCUUUUGUUUUAAUAUUCGAACACGCGAGAACGAAAUAACAUGGCGACAACAAUAAUGUAUCUACGCAGAGCUCUUUGGUACC